Messenger RNA from Cadophora gregata, 1246 nucleotides. RefSeq names its product retention in endoplasmic reticulum protein 1 (gene RER1). The record is from RefSeq and is a predicted model, not a curated record. Bases 212 to 778 code for a protein of 188 amino acids. The transcript is spliced from 3 exons. Gene Ontology annotation, biological process: retrograde vesicle-mediated transport, Golgi to endoplasmic reticulum; protein retention in ER lumen. Lineage: Eukaryota; Fungi; Ascomycota; Leotiomycetes; Helotiales; Ploettnerulaceae. Gene Ontology annotation, cellular component: Golgi membrane.
GAAAUUACGCAGCGCAGCCAGCCAGCCUUUAAGGAGCCGCAGCCCUUUCCUUCCAUCCCCCUUCAACGCUGUCUUUUGCGCCACUGUCUUUCUCCUCCGCAAUCAGCACUCAGGACACAUCUGCCAAUUCCGAAUACACGCAGUCGAUACCAUUCGAUUGUUCUGCAGCUUUUUUCCGAGAGAAAGGGAAUUAGAGACGAUACGCGGCAAGAUGGAUUCCCUGGAGCCCGAGCAGACCCCUUUCGCGGCUGUGAGCGCGCAGACGUCGAGGUUGCAGCGUCAGUACCAAACUUGGCUCGACAAGUCGACUCCCUACACUCCAUUCAGAUGGUUGGGAACCGCAGGUCUCCUGUCCUUCUUCUUCCUCCGCAUAUUUCUCGCACAAGGAUGGUACAUUGUCGCAUACUCGCUGGGCAUUUAUCUUCUCAACCUCUUCCUCGCCUUCUUACAACCCAAAUUCGACCCCUCCAACGAAGCGAUAGAUAAUGACAUGGAAGACGGCUCAGCCGGCGGGCUCCCCACUAAGCAGGACGAGGAGUUCAGACCCUUCAUCCGCCGCCUGCCUGAAUUCAAGUUCUGGUAUGCGAGUACAAGGGCUAUCACUAUUGGUUUCAUCUGCACUUGGUUCUCGAUCUUCGAUAUCCCUGUAUUCUGGCCGGUCUUGGUAAUUUAUUGGCUGAUUCUAUUCACCUUGACUAGUAUGUCCCCACAUCGGGCCUCGUUGUUGCGAAGGGCAAUUUAUCCAAUUAGUGGACGAAAGCUGACAACUCAACAGUGAGGAGACAAAUCCAGCAUAUGAUCAAGUACCGUUACGUACCAUUCUCAUUCGGCAAGACGAAGUACACCAAGAACAGCUCUUAAUCCCUCCCAAUCACCUACCACAUCGACUUCUCCCUGCGAGAUAUCAUUCUGAGAAUUUAGUCGUUGCGGGGAACCACAGCAUGUUGUAUCACUGUAGCUGAUGGCGCGAAACGAAUCAUCAUCAUUUGUACAAAAAGUUUCGAUAUGGAUGGAAUUGGCGCCUGGAUACAGUUCAACGCAAUACAUGAAUUGUGACAGGAAAUGAAAAGAAAGAGAUGAGAAGAGAAGAUGAGACGAUACUGUCCUUUAAUGAUUGAGACACACAAACACCCUUCUUGUUGAGCUAUACCUUAGGGUUUCAUGGGCAUAGGGCUGCAGGCUGGAUGGCAUGGACGGCAUCGCCUGCUAAGAUGCUUGCUUGGGCGCUGGGAUAUAGAAUAUAUGC